Pomacea canaliculata is the source of this 2938-nucleotide messenger RNA. Its product is annotated as proline-rich protein PRCC-like. The record is from RefSeq and is a predicted model, not a curated record. The transcript is spliced from 7 exons. NCBI's taxonomy places the organism in Eukaryota, Metazoa, Mollusca, Gastropoda, Architaenioglossa, Ampullariidae. Gene Ontology annotation, cellular component: nucleus. Bases 451 to 2022 code for a protein of 523 amino acids.
CGGGUGUAGCUAGUCGUUGGUUUAUUCCAGAACAAUGCAACCAUCUGAAUUAACAGGGUUAGUGAGUCGGGUAUAGCGGUAUUUAAUGCAGACUAGCAGGGAACUAACUGCUCCCGAGCAAUGCAACAUGACCCAGCAAACGAACCGAAGACGUGACUCAACAUAGCAAGGAAAGGCGUUAAAAAAAUAGUAAAUUGGCAGAUCGUCCGUACUAUUUUGUUUUCUAUUUUCAAGGAACUUGAAAGCUAAUAAAAUCAUUCUUUUUUCUUUCUUCACAAGCAUUAGAUAACGUAUCAACCUAGCUAAAAUAUGUAAAUUUUAUCAUCGCGAUCAUUUUAUUUAAUUGUCCGUUAAUACCAUGAUUGAUAGUUUGACGCACCCGAGGAAAAAAGAGUGACCUCCCUUCCAAGGUGUACGUCUCGGAAAAACGCAACAACGUAUUACAGAAAAAUGUCACUCGUGGCAUACGGCGCAAGUGACAGUGAAGCUAGUGAUUCAGAAGAAAUAGAAAAAUCUGUAGUAUCGAAAAGUACUGACGCUGAUAAUCAAAUCAGCGACGAAGAAGACUAUAAGCCGACCAGAUAUGAUCAAACGUCUCGGGCUAGUUCUUCCACACCUACAACCAGGACUGGCACUAGUUAUUUGCAGUGCGAACAAAACCCUUUAACUUUGAGCGCUCUUCCUGCUCCAAAAGAAAGGGAGUUGGAAAUAGUAGAUGCUGCAGGAGAAGAUGAGUUGGAUGAGCUUGUAAAGCCUAAGGAAUCCGAGUUGGCCGACGCGCCAAAGCCUCCUGGGCGUUGUACUGGGAAGAAGCCAGCUAGGAUCAUGAUACCAGCUUUAAUCAAGGAUGAGGAUGAAGAGCAAAAUAAAAAGCCACAUCAACCAACUUUCACCUCAGGCAAAGGCUCAGAUCUUUUUUCCAUAUUACCUCGUCCAAGUCAUGGAGCAAAGAAAGAACUGAACCGCCCACUCAUCCCACACACACUCACCAAGCGAACCUCCCAGUCUGAUGCUACCCAGAAACAGUCUAGCAAGCAUCCUAGUGCAAUGCAGAGCACUGUCUCAUCAUCUUUGCUUAUGACUUCUACUGCCUUGAGUGAAACAGUACCCUCCAGAAAACAUCAGAGUGCCUUCAAUGCACUAACAGGUUAUGAAAGUGACAGUGAUGAUGAAAGUGAUAGUGGCAGCUUCUUUAGGUUGGACUCCCAACAAGAACAGAGUAGUUUGACAUCAUUUACAGCUUCCACAGGGAAGGACACAGCACCUGAUGUCAGCAUACUAAGAACUGCCAACACCUUGGACAGAAGUGACAGACCCCAGACAGAAGUGACCUCGUCAGAGACUGUGUCUGAGCAGGUGACAACAAAGGGAGUUUCAGCAUUGUCUGCUGAUAUUGGAUCUGGUGAUGCAUCAAACACUCGGCCAUCAGUAGCAGAUGACAGUGACAACACUCAAGGGUUUGGAAUUCCAGUUGUGAACCAGGAUGCACCAUUGAGCUUCAGCAGUGCCAUACUUAGCCGUGGAUGGUCUUUGUCACCCCUCGUGUCUCCUAUGACCCCAGAGUUAUAUGUGGCACCCUCUGAAGGCAGUAGCAAAAACAGUGCACAGGUGUGGCAAACGCAGCAGCAUCUUGCUCAAGAGUCAGUUGAAGACAACUUGGAGCAGGAAGUAGAGACUGAGGAAGCAGACAGCAGUACUGGCAGUGAGAUGCAGCAGAUGAUUUCUGAUCAACAGUUCCAGAGACUUGGGGGAAAGCGGAAACUCAGUCUAGAAGAUAUUGAGAUCAUCGAAGCAAAUGUUGAUGAUCAAGUAGAUCCAAGUGGACUGAUGAAGGGAAUGACAGAGGAGACUUCCUACCAACCCCAUCGCAAGAAAGACAACUUGCCGUCAGCCCAGCAGCGACGCAAGAAGCAGAUCCACUACCUUGCCUUUCAGGCCAAAGAACGAGAACUGGAGUUGAAAAAUAUGUGGGCACAAAACAAGAUGAACAAGAAUCAUCUGCGAUCCAAAUAUGGAUUUUAGCAUCAGUUUUGUUAUCUCUAGCUAUUGUGAAGGUGUUUCAAAACAGCUUGGUUAAAAUAACAACCACGAAUUAAUUAUGAUCUACUGUUCAUCUUAAGUGAACUUUUCCUGGAUAAAGAAGGUUGAUUAAUAUGUUAAAGCAGCAUGAUAACAGAUUUUUCAGAAUUGGUUUUAGUGGUAAAAAGUAAACAGCAUGCAUUGUCCUCAACACACAAUACUUUUGCUGACAUUCUUAUCUCAUUGGUGUGUAGGUGCUUUAUCUUUGAGAUAAAAGUCUCUGGGAAGUACAUCUUUGUUUCAUGCUUAAGUCUGACCUUUUUGUAAGUGAUUUAUCAAUUAUUUUAUUUGUUAAAAUUAUAAAGAUAAAAUGUUUUGCUUUAAGUCAGCGCUGUUACCCUAUCUCUCAAACAUUUUUUUGAUGAAAGACCAUCUCAGGACUGUUGUACUGAUAACCUGUUAUGUAUUAUAUGAUAAAUGUCCUUUGUGGCUUGUUACAACUGGAACCCAUGAUUUGGCAAUAUUGAGGAAAGUAGUUAACACAUCUGAGGCUGUCCUUGAACCAGGAUAAGUAUCUGCGCAUGGAGAAUGUUUUAUACAAACAUUAGUUUGGUAAAAAUCCUAUGCAGACCUUGUUUACUUGUUUAAUUCAUGGAUUAUGUUAACCUUGAAUAUUUUUGUAAAUAUUGUUUUGUACACUUUUCACUGAUGUAUUUAAGACUCCAAUAUGCAUUAAUUCUUGUAAAAGGAAAGUUGUAGGAUAUACUUACAGUGCCAUUAAUAAUUUUCAGCAGUAAAGAAAUAGAGAAAUGUUUCUAGCUUAAAAGUAGGCAUGGAACAAAUGGUGUUUAUUUUUUUUCCCCUGUACAUUGUGAUACAAAAGGCAUUGAAUCAUUAAAUAAACAUUUAUGGCAAAAAA